AUGGCUUUGGGAUGGAGAUUUGUCUUGUUAAUGUUAGCUUUGGAGUGCAGUACCACCCAUGGCCAAGGAGGUCGGGCACCUGCGAUUUUUGAUGUAACGAGUUAUGGUGCGGUUGCAGAUGGCAAGACUGAUAAUACCAUGGCCUUUUUAAGAGCUUGGAGUGGAGCAUGCAUGUGGAAAGGGAAGAGCAGGGUUGUGAUCCCAAAGGGAACAUACACGCUGGAUUCAGUGAUCUUCAGAGGCCCAUGCAACGGUCCGAUAGUGUUUAUCAUAAAAGGGAUAAUUAAGGCCUCCACUGAUCCUCGUAUGUUCUUUAUUGACCAUUGGAUUGGGUUUCAAUACAUCGAUGGGUUGGUGGUGAAAGGUGGUGGCACUUUGGAUGGCCAAGGUCCUUCUGGUUGGCCUUACAAUGAUUGCUACUCCAACCCUAACUGCAAGCCUCUUCCAGUAGUAAGUUUUUUCUAUGCCAUUCUUUGUAGUAGUUGA
Molecule: messenger RNA, 486 nt
Organism: Rhododendron vialii
Lineage: Eukaryota; Viridiplantae; Streptophyta; Magnoliopsida; Ericales; Ericaceae
Product: exopolygalacturonase-like
Exons: 2
Coding region: 1-486 (161 amino acids)
Biological process (GO): carbohydrate metabolic process
Molecular function (GO): polygalacturonase activity
Source: RefSeq, a predicted model, not a curated record